This is a messenger RNA of Acanthosepion pharaonis, 630 nucleotides long. Lineage: Eukaryota; Metazoa; Mollusca; Cephalopoda; Sepiida; Sepiidae. The record is from the annotation of a GenBank genome assembly.
AUGCUCCCUGACAGAACACUGGCCAUAAAGGAUGACAUCCAUAAGACUGAGGGCUUCAAGCAGGUGAAGAACUACAUGACCAUCCUGUUCACCUGCAAUGCUGCUGGGACCCACAAGCUGAAGCCCUUGGCAGUGGGGAAGUUCCAGUCCCCUAGGUGCCUCCACCAUGUGAAUAUAGCCACCCUCCUCGUGCUCACUCAUUCAGCGGCCAGCACCCUGAGGACUCCAGAUGGGCAGAUCUUUGUGAAGUAUCUGGCCAAGAACACCACCUUGAAGAUUCAGCCCUGUGAUGCCAGCAUCAUCAAGUCCUUCAAGGCCUUAUACAAGAAGGAACUAGUGAUGGAGAUGCUGGACCUGCCAGACACCACCACAGACUACCUGAAGGAACUGACCCUGAAGGACUCCUUUUACCUGACAGCCAAGGCCUGGGAGGCAGUCUUCGAGGCUACAAUGAGGAACUGUUGGAGGAAGGCCUUGGGUGGGGCCUUUGAUGAGGAAGAUGCUGAGGAAGAGGUGUUUCCAUUUGAUGGCCUCAAUGCUACAGAGAUCCAGAUAGCCCAGAACCAGCUGGAGGCACACCAGGAUGCAGACUUACCCUCCAUGACUGGGUUGACAUGUGGUCCCAGGUAG